Molecule: messenger RNA, 2707 nt
Organism: Corapipo altera (White-ruffed manakin)
Lineage: Eukaryota; Metazoa; Chordata; Aves; Passeriformes; Pipridae
Gene: C1QTNF3
Product: C1q and TNF related 3
Exons: 6
Coding region: 93-1037 (314 amino acids)
Molecular function (GO): protein binding
Source: RefSeq, a predicted model, not a curated record
GAAAAGCUGAAAGGACCACAUAACUCCUGGUGCAGGAAAGAGGUUCUUCUGCAAGACAUUUGCUGGACUCCUGAAAAAUUAUUUUGAAUAACAUGGCAGAGAAGGAUUUCAUCAGUUGGCAUCUACUGGCUUUAUUUUUUCUUCCAUUUUGCCUGUGUCAAGAUGAAUACAUGGAGGUGAGCAGAAGAUCUUAUAAACCAGUGGCCAAAAUAUUGCAAAGUCACCACCAGACUGGUCAUAAAGGUUCCAGAAGCAGGGAAAUAUUGAAACAGCGGAAUCAACUUAUAGAGUGGACUGUUGAUAAUAGCACUUCUACAGACCAAAAAGUCCUGAGACCAGAGGUAGAUGAUGUAGAACUGACUACCUCAGAUAGAGUCCAGCCCCCCCAGCCUGGACCACAGAAUUCAGACUGUAGUUCCUGCUGCCGUGGUGACUUCGGAGUUCGACUCUAUCAAGGGCCCCCAGGACCUCCUGGGCCCCCUGGGAUGCCAGGAAAUCAUGGAAACAACGGAAAUAAUGGAGCAACUGGCCAGGAAGGAGCCAAAGGUGAGAAAGGAGACAAAGGAGAUAUGGGACCAAGGGGAGAACGUGGCCAUCAUGGACCCAAAGGAGAGAAGGGUUAUCCUGGGAUUCCCCCAGAGCUACAGGUCGCAUUCAUGGCUUCGAUGGCUACUCACUUCAGCAACCAGAACAGUGGGAUCAUCUUCAGUAGCGUUGAAACCAACGUUGGGAAUUUUUUUGAUGUCAUGACUGGGAGAUUUGGUGCUCCAGUGAAUGGAGUGUAUUUCUUCACAUUCAAUAUGAUGAAACAUGAAGAUGUGGAGGAAGUGUACGUGUACCUGAUGCAUAAUGGUAAUACAGUGUUCAGCUUAUAUAGCUACGAAUCCAAAGGGAAAGCAGAUACUUCAGGAAACAGUGCAGUCCUAAAACUCGCGAAGGGAGAUGAAGUUUGGCUGCGAAUGGGAAAUGGAGCCCUCCACGGGGACCAUCAACGCUUCUCCACCUUUGCUGGGUUUCUUCUUUUUGAAACCAAGUAAAAGAAGAAACUAUCCAACAGAUGUUUAUCUGAGGAAACAUCUUUUUUGGAACUGGUAUUUUUCACUGGGCUGUGUAAUAACAUUACAACAUUGGAGGAUCAAGAAGACUUGUCUUGAUGCAAUGUGUUGCUAUUUGUGUAUCAGAGAUGAGCUGAAUACAUUGUGUAACUGACACAGAGUCACAUGUAUUGUCAUGUGUAUUGUCGUUUGGGUUGCACCUAUUGAAUCCUUAAAUGUUGCUACUCCUCUUUUUCCCGAAGUGAAUGAAAAACAAAGGAAAUGAGUUUAAGUAAUUUAGAGAGCAGUUUACCCAGUAAAGUCAAUUUUGUCUGUAAAUAUUCUUUAGUUAAGUAUAUGUCAGGAACUGAACACUUGAUUCAAGUUUUUCUAAUCAUUUAUUCAGUUCCUAUUACAUGUUCAUUAAAGUUUGCAUCAUGGAAACAGGCCUGAAUGUAUUAUAAGCAGGCUCAGUUGAGACCAGAUCUAAAGGAGUAAGUUUGUACUGGAUUAGAAUGAGCUCCUCAAAUAGAAGAAAAAAAUGUGAAAAUAAAGAUGUCAAUGAUUCAGGUUUAUUGCAUUUCCAUCUCAAACCUCUGAUGAUGUAUCUGGUGUCAUUUUUCACAGAUUUUUAGCACAUAUUUAUGCUUACUCUCUCUUUUAAUGGAAGAGUGUUAGUAGUUCUUGCCUUAGUAGCAGCUUGAAGGUAAGGUAAUAUAGUCUGCAGUGUGAUGGGGAUCAGGCAGGGGAACUGUAAUGUUUCUUCCUAGCCUUAAAACUUUUCAAAUCUGAUGUAACUGAAGGCAGGGUGUCAAAGCAGAGGUAUAUACGCUAGAGAAACCAGGAUACGCCAACAGCACAAACAGAGAACCACAAGCUUUGUGGUGUUUGGAGCUCUUUUAGAAGGAUGUACCUUACAAUAUUGUAUAUUUACUUAACAGUGAAGUUGUCGAUACAGUUUUCCUAGCAGCUUUCCAAGAACCAAUAUUUCAGGAAAAGACAUUGCAAAGCAGCAGCAGCUAAUCCAGUUCAAUAUUUAACUGGUCAAAGCAAAUGCUGUCUGGCUUAGAAGUUCUGGUCCCAGUAAACUGAGCCACUCUUCAGCAUUAACAUUUAUCACCACCUUUUCAAAAUCUGGAUCCCUGAAAUUCUGUCUUGCUAUUUUCUAUUCAUUGAAGUCAGCACCAAAGUCAGUGCUGAAAUUUGAAUGUAUUGUCUGCUCCUCACACACAACCUAAUGAAACAUAAAUCCUGUUUUAACAGAUAUUACCUGCCAUUAAUGUAUAACAAGCAGGUGAGGUUAGGAAAACAUUUAUUUUAAAUUCUUUCUUACUGGAUGCAGACAUCAGCAGAACAGCAACGGAGCAAAUGAAUCAAAAACUGCCCUAUGAAUUUGUGUGUCCUUUUACGUGUUCCUAGCGUAUGUAACCACAUUGUAUGAAGAAAAAUGCAUGUUGAUACUUGAUGAUUAUGACUUGUGAUUUUUUAGUUUUAUGCAUCAACCACUGAAAAUAUUAGCUUUAAUGAACUGUUGUCCAAUGAGUUUUAUCAUUUCUUUAUGAACUUGGGUCAGGUUUGCACCACAUAGGUUUUCAAAACCUGAGACUAUGUUAUUUUAAUAAGCUUACUUUGUAAAUCAUACAUUUAUCCAAUAAAGAUUAAUGGUUACAAAA